Molecule: messenger RNA, 2087 nt
Organism: Cucurbita moschata (crookneck pumpkin)
Lineage: Eukaryota; Viridiplantae; Streptophyta; Magnoliopsida; Cucurbitales; Cucurbitaceae
Product: diacylglycerol O-acyltransferase 1A
Exons: 18
Coding region: 207-1808 (533 amino acids)
Biological process (GO): triglyceride biosynthetic process
Cellular component (GO): endoplasmic reticulum membrane; chloroplast envelope
Molecular function (GO): diacylglycerol O-acyltransferase activity
Source: RefSeq, a predicted model, not a curated record
CUGUUCGAUUUUAACCCGCCAUUUGCAUCUUAAUUGCUCUCUUUGGAAUGUGAAAUUCUCUCUAUUCUUCUCCUUCCUCCUAUUUUCGAACUUCCUCGGGGAUUCCUCUUCCCACGCCCUUCACAUCUUCACCGCCUCCUAACGUCGACUUCACCGACUAUAAUUUCUCGCUUAUUUCGUCUAUUCUUGCUCUGUUCGCUUCUUUGAUGGCGAUCGCCGACAUGCUUGAGAGUACUACCCCCUCGGAAAGCUCUUUAAGCGACUUGGAUGCCAGCCGUUUCCUCCGUAGGAGACCGGGUGCUACCACCGCUGGAGUGGAGUCCGAGACAAAUUUGAGACCAAACGUUCGUGGAACGGAUUCUUCGCCUCCAGAUCAUGCAGGUGCUAAUGGUUUAUCGGCUGCCAAGAGAUGUGAGGAGGAUAUAGAUCGAAAUUACGCGGCUCAAAAUCCGAAUCUAACGGAAACGGCGAAGGAUCCUGGUGACAAGGCCGAGAGUCGAGGCAACGCCAAGUUUGAUGUUUCCUCUGUGAUUUUUGCUUAUCGGCCUUCUGCGCCGGCUCAUAAGCGAGUAACGGAAAGUCCUCUAAGCUCUGAUGCGAUAUUCCGACAGAGCCACGCAGGUCUGUUCAACCUCUGUAUAGUUGUGCUUGUUGCGGUAAACAGCAGGCUAAUCAUUGAGAAUCUUAUGAAGUAUGGCUUGUUAAUUCAAACUGGUUUUUGGUUUAGUUCAAGAUCCUUGCGAGACUGGCCACUUCUAAUGUGUUGCCUUUCUCUCCCUGUAUUCCCCCUUUCAGCUUUUCUUGUUGAGAAGUUGGCUUUACAGAAAUAUAUAUCUGAGCCUGUUAUUGUUUUCCUACAUAUUAUCAUUACAACUGCUACAGUUCUGUAUCCAGUACUUAUGAUUCUCAGGUUUGACUCUGCUGUUUUAUCUGGUGUAACUUUGAUGGCCUUUGCAUCAAUUACCUGGUUGAAAUUGGUUUCAUAUGCCCAUACAAAUCAUGACAUGAGAAAAAUUUCCAGAUCAGUUAAUCAGGGAGAUGUAUUGCCUAGUUCCCUGGAUUCAAACUACUACCCUCACAAUGUUAGCUUCAAGAGUUUGGUCUACUUUAUGCUUGCUCCAACAUUAUGUUAUCAGCCAAGCUACCCACGAACAACACACAUACGAAAGGGUUGGGUAGUUCGACAGUUUAUUAAACUAAUAAUAUUCACUGGGGUUAUGGGUUUCAUUAUUGAACAGUACAUAAAUCCCAUUGUCCGAAAUUCUCAACACCCUUUAAAGGGUAACCUUUUGUAUGCAACAGAGAGGAUCCUAAAGCUUUCUGUGCCAAAUUUGUAUGUUUGGCUCUGCAUGUUCUACUGUCUUUUCCACCUUUGGUUAAAUAUAUUGGCUGAGCUUCUUUGUUUUGGAGAUCGAGAGUUCUACAAGGACUGGUGGAAUGCCAAAACAGUUGAAGAGUAUUGGAGAAUGUGGAACAUGCCUGUCCACAAAUGGAUGGUUCGCCACGUCUAUUUUCCAUGCCUAAGGAAUGGGAUACCGAAGGGAGUUGCUGUCGUAAUAGCAUUUCUAAUUUCUGCGGUGUUCCAUGAGCUGUGCAUUGCUGUUCCUUGCCACAUGUUCAAGCUUUGGGCGUUCAUUGGAAUUAUGUUUCAGGUUCCGCUGGUUUGGAUAACGAAGUACCUACAAGAUGUGUUCCAAAACUCUAUGGUUGGGAACAUGAUCUUCUGGUCCAUAUUUAGCAUUCUUGGUCAACCGAUGAGCGUCCUACUGUACUAUCACGAUUUGAUGAACCGCAAAGGGAUCGACUAAGAGCCUAUUCGACUUUACCUUUCUGCGGAAAUUCCACAUGGGUUCAGACUUACUCUCUACCGGGGCUUCUUUUACAAAAGAUAAGGGCCAGGCAUGCACACCACUCAACAAGUUAAAAAUGACCAAGACGCCAAUUUCUAGAGAGGUUCCUUCCUUAAACAAUUGUCUCAAUUUUUUUAUUUCUUUUUUUUGGGGUUAUCAUCACACAGGUUAUAGAUGAUUUUAAGCGUUUGAACACUCCAAUGUUCUUUAUUAAACUAUCAAUAAAGAGAUUUUAAA